AUGCUCCCCUGUGGAGUCCUCCAUCGACAACAAGGGCAAGAAGAAGAGGCAUUGCCGAGCAGGGCCGAAGAACCCACGCCUCCCAACCAGAUUAUCAAGGACCUGAACUGGGCUCUACAGGAAAUCAGAUCAGGAGAGACCCCACUACAGAGCGUUUCCUUCCACCUCCAGCAGGGAAGCACCGGGGCUUACCAAGAGACAGAGAGCUCCAUGACCAUCAAAAUAUCAACUGGAGAAGACAGCACUGAUCUUUUCUCUCAGAUCCUCUCAGCAAUGGCAGUGGAGAGAGAGACCCUCCAGUCAAUCCAAAACCUGGAAUUCCACGGUGUCGAAUGGGGAUUGGAGGAGCUCAGGCAUCUUGGUUACCUGGUAGAUAAAAGAACCGACAGAGUGACGCUUGUGUUCCGGAGGAAUGCUUUCGGGGUGCAGGGCUUCUCUCUGUUUGCAGAAAUACUGAAAGUGGAUCGCAGAAUCAAAGCGAUUACGCUCUCAGAAUGCAGAAUCGGGGCCUUUGAAGUAGGGUGCCUUUCUUCCGCCCUGAGGAGGAACGAGACUCUAGAGGAGCUCCAAGUAUGGGGGGACACUGUGGGUUCCAAAGGCGCGGAAGAACUGUCACAAAUGAUCGAGGUGAACUCGUCACUUAAGCAGAUAACAUUAGAAGAUGAAAAUUCCGCCUCAACGGCGCCAGUAAUUGCGGCAGUGCUGGCGAGAAACCGGGCAAUGUCAGUCCACAUAUGGAACAGGGAGGGCAAGAACAUGAGAUCAAAGGUGGCGGAGUUCAUACCCGAAACAUGUACUCUGAGAAUUCACAAGCUGAAGCCCUCUGGUUCUGAGAGAGUUGCAUGCGCUCUGGGUUGGAACACGACAGUGAGUACUCUCAACAUGGCUGGAGUUCGGCUGUCAACAAAGUGGACGAAGGUGUUCAGAGAGAUCUUAGAGCAAAAUAGAAGCCUCAAGAGUGUGAUCCUGUCGAGAACAUGUCUAAGAGACAAGGCAAUUGUGUAUGUGGCUGCUGGACUAUUCAAGAACCAAUCCGUGGAAAAUUUACAUCUUGACGGAAAUAGGUUUGGAGGGAUGGGCCUUGAACAUCUGUUGUGUCCAUUGAGCAGGUUUUCUCGAUUACAGAACCAGGCAAACACAGCUCUGAAAUCCAUUGCAUUUGGAGGAGGAAGGACGAAGAUAGGAAGGGAAGGGAUUGCUGCAAUCUUGCAGAUGCUGGAGACAAAUCAGACAUUGGUCCGAUUGGGAAUCUAUGACGAUCAAAGCCUGAGACCUAAUGAUAUAAUUAGAAUAUUCAAGAGUUUGGAGAGAAAUUCUACCUUGAGAUGUCUAUCACUCAGAGGCUGCAAAGGCGUUGAUGGGGAGUUAGUAUUGCAAGCAAUCACGGAAACAUUACAGGUGAAUCCAUGGAUAGAAGAGAUUGAUCUCGCGGGAACUCCUUUGCAGAUUGCUGGAAAGAGUGAGAGUAUUUCUCAGAAGCUGGGGCAGAGAGAAAGGACGGAGCAUGAGGAUGAGCAGUUCCGCGACUUGCCACGGGCUGCACCAAUGAGUUGCAGAAUCUUCUUCUGUGGACAAGGAUAUGCAGGUAGUGCUGGAAACGAAAAAACCAAGGUAGUUGUGUUCAUAUACUUCAAUGCAACUACAUUCAAGGGGUCUGAUAAAUAGGGUUUUACUCAUAUGCUCGAAUUAUUCUGAAGAGUUAGAUUAGCCAAAUUCAAUUUUUCAUACGUAAUUAUGUGUCUCCAAGUGGAUUUCAAAAUUAUCCCCCCUGUGGACUGUCUCAAGAAAUCCUUUAAAAACCUUGAAACAUUCUACGUAAGUAGUUCACUAUGAGAUGUAAAUUCCUGUGAUGCAGGUAAAUCAACUCUUUGUAACACCAUAAUCAGAAACUCUUCAACUGCGGCAUUUCCUUCUUGGAGACAGGCUGUAUCGCUGGUGAACCCAGCAGAGCUGAGAGGUGUCAGAAAAGAAGAAAUCAAGAUCAAAACCCUGCAGCACGAGGGCAUAAAAGUAUCAAUCUGGGUUCUUGCAGGCCAACAGGAAUUUUAUACCCUGCACGACCUCAUGUUUCAAGGAAAUCGAGGUUCUCUCUUCCUGAUAAUCUCCAGUUUGUUCCAAAAGCCUGCCAACAAGGAAGAGAGAAGACUAACAGGACUGGAAGAGGAUCUUCUCCACUGGCUUAGGUACAUCGCUUCAAACACAGCAAGGGCAAAACCGCAGUCCAUAUUACCACAUGUAACCAUUGUUCUCACUCACUCAGACAAAAUUUCCAAGCACUCCGAAAACAUGCUACCAAUCGUUGAUUUAGUUCAUAAUCUAAGAGAAAGAUUUAGAGGAAUUGUGGAGUUACACGCGACAGUUUUCACGGUGGAUGCAAGAAGUACUCGGUCGGUGAGCAAACUCACACAUCACCUGCAGAAGACUGUCCAGACAAUAAUUCAAAGGGUCCCACAGGUUUACCAACUGACAAAUGACUUCAUAAAGAUUCUGCAGAUCUGGAGGUCAGAGAAUGAAAACAGACCAACAAUGAAAUGGAACGACUUUGGUGAGUUAUGCCAGCUCAAAGUUCCACUCUUGAGGAUCCGAACAAGGCAUGAUACUAGACAGGUUGAAUCACAGAGAUGUGAAGUUGCAAAGUCUCUGCACUAUAUGGGUGAGGUGAUUUUCUUUGAAGAGCUUGGAUUUCUGAUCCUAGACUGUGAAUGGUUCUGCAGAGAAUUCCUUGGCCACUUGAUAAAACUUAAGCCAGGUAACAAGAAUACAAUGGACAGGAAUGGAUUCAUGAGCAGGAAAGAACUGGAAAAGCUUCUAAGAGGAAGUAUAAAUAGUCAGGAUAUAGAAGAAGACGAUCUCAUUCACAUGAUGCUAAAGUUAGAAUUAUGCUAUGAACUACAUCCUGGGGAUCGCAAUUCACUGCUAUUUGUCCCAACAAUCCUUGAAGGAAGCAGGGUUAAAACUCGGAAAUGGCAACUAACUAUAUCAGAAUGCUUUUACGUAGGGCGGAAGCUGGAAUGUGACAAUUCCUGCCAGACGUAUUUUGGACCAAGCUUUUUCCCAAGGUUACAGGUAGGGGAAACCUUUACAUAACUACAGAUUUUAACUUCAAUGUAUCUCCUAUGUCAAGUAUACGUGAAACUUUGAAAAGAAGCGGAAGACACAUACGAAAAAAACAGUCUGUGACUAUUGAGUUGUAGCAUAAUUGGAACUGGGGAUAACUAAAAAAAAGAUGCCAUCAUUGAAUAUCAUCUUUUAAAGACAGAAAUGCUGAUUUCAAACAUAUGUUCGUUAUUUCCGUGCUUUCCUAGGAUACAGAUAUUGGGCUCGUAUGAGUGAUACUAUGAAAUGUGAUGGUCAAUUACAUUAAAUAAAAAACACGAUGUAAUGUCCCAACAUAGCAUGCAUGCAUUUCAAAAAAUUAGAUUAGAUCUUGUGAUCAUUUGAAAUUUUAAAAAAAUUAAACUUUCUUUCUAAAAAUGACAAGAGAAAAGGUUCUAACAUCAGUAUUUAACGAAAUUAGAAAUAUUACUAAUUAGUUUUGAUUGCUUGUUUUACUCAAAUCAAUAUCUACCAGUUUUCUGAACCUCCAGGUCCAUCUCUAUAACAAGCUACAAUCGAAGAACCCACACGCUGCAACUUACAAUCUAGAGAAGUACCUCAUCACAAUAACAAUCAAUGGAGUAGAUAUCAGGGUGGAGCUUGGUGGACAACCUGGUCAUUACAUUGACGUCCUUGCUUGCUCAACUAAGAACACAACUGAAAUACUAAGACUCCUCAUGCAGCUGAUCUUUCCAACAAUCCAAAGUCUUGCCAGUGGAGUCAGCCUUGUAGAAAAGAUUAUCAGGCCAGACUGUGUCCGGCAUCUUAUACCACACAGGUACAGGAAAGGUCAAGCUGUGCUUUUGGGGCAAUUGAAACAGGCAUUACUCUCUGUGCCAGCAGACAUGAUGUAUGACUAUCAGCACACAUGGGAUUCAGUAUCGGAUGGAAUUAGAAUAGUUUUACACUCUGGCUUUGACUAUGCUAGAAAUCUCCUUUCAGAUGACGAUUUUCAAGAGGUACUGCAUCAGAGGUAUUAUGACUUGCAUCAUCUUGCUGUGGAACUGUCUGUGUCCCUAGAACAGGCAGAGAGUGAAUCACAGGCACAUGUAAGUGAGCCUGAUUUCACGGUGGAACCUUCAGUAUCAGGUAUUGCGAAGGGUGUAGAAACAGUUUUACAGAGACUGAAGAUUAUAGAGCAUGAGAUAAAGGACCUGAGGCGAGAGAUAUACAAACUAAGAUAUUAUGAACACAUACUUCUGGUCGAACUACACAGGAAAAUAGAUUAUAUGGUCAACUACAACAUUCAACUAGAAGAGAGGAAAAUACCCAGGAUGUUCUACUUUAUACAGACAGAAGGGAACUCAAGAAGACUGGUCACAAGGCUGAUUUCGGGCAUGACAGAACUCCGUCUACACAUGUUGUGCGAGUUUCGUAGAGAAAUGCAUGUUGUGCAAGAUCAGGUAGGUUGUGAUCUUAUACAAGUAGAUAACCAGGCAGUGAAGUGCCUGCUUCCAUAUAUGAGUACAUUCAUGAAACUUGUGACCUUUGCCCUGAAGAUAGGAGUCCAUUUCGUGGCAGGAAUGGGGGAGAUGGUACCAGAUUUGGCCAGGGAAGUAGCUCAUCUAGUUAACGCUUCCCAUGUUUCUGAAAUGACAGCCUUCACUGCAGGGGUAGUAGGGACUGCUUUAAUCGCCGGGCAAGCUACAGGAAACAGAGCAACAGACAGGGGUGUACCCUUGGGCGGACGAAGUUUGGUAAAUUUUCGUCAUGAUGUAACUGCUGCUCAGCAGUGGCUCACUGAUUUCUUGAAGAAUCGGAGGAUUACAUCUGGAAAAGAUAUCGCAGAAAGGUUCGGUUUGUGGAGAGUAAGAUACCUUGACGAUGGGCACAUUGGAUGGAUUUGUAGGCAGCAUAGAGAAAGAAGAGCAUCUGAGGUCAUUGAUGUUCCUAGUUGA
This is a messenger RNA of Spirodela intermedia, 4994 nucleotides long. NCBI's taxonomy places the organism in Eukaryota, Viridiplantae, Streptophyta, Magnoliopsida, Alismatales, Araceae. The record is from the annotation of a GenBank genome assembly.